This is a messenger RNA of Chelonoidis abingdonii (Abingdon island giant tortoise), 2476 nucleotides long. The record is from RefSeq and is a predicted model, not a curated record. NCBI's taxonomy places the organism in Eukaryota, Metazoa, Chordata, Testudines, Testudinidae.
AGGGGCCGCCCCCAGCUCCCUGGAGCAAGGGAACGCAGCAGGACCCACGGAGGAGUUGUGCGCCAGCUCGCCAGGCAGAUCCAGCAGGCCGCAGCCAGGAGCAAGGGAGUGAAACAGGUCGCAAAGAGGCGGAAGGGAGCCUGGUUCGCUGCCCCCCAACCCCACCCCAAGCGAUAGAAGGACACAAGUUGCUGAGUGGAUGAGUCGGCUGCUCUCCAGAGACAGGCCCAGUGGAAGAGCAAAGAGUGAGGGAAUGAGACAGACCCAGUGGAGGAGGAGUACCGGAGCAAGGGAACGAGACAGGCCCGGAGGAGGAGGAGUACCAGAGUGAGGGAACGAGAGAGGCCCAGCGGAGGAGGCGUACCGGAGUGAGGGAAUGAGAGAGGCCCGGUGAAGGAGGAGUACCGGAGCGAGGGAAUGAGAGAGGCCCAGUGAAGGAGGAGUACUGGAGCGAGGGAAUGAGAGAGGCCCGGUGAAGGAGGAGUACCGGAGUGAGGGAACGAGACAGGUCCGGUGGAGGAGGAGUACCGGAGUGAGGGAACGAGAGAGGCCCGAUGGAGGAGGAGUACCGGAGCGAGGGAACGAGACAGGCCCGGAGGAGGAGGAGCGUACCGGAGCGAGGGAAUGAGACAGGGCCGGUGGAGGAGGAGUACCGGAGGGGGGACCACAUGGAUCCACUGGCCCGGCUCUCACCCAGCUCUGCCCAGUCCCCGCUGACGGUUGUGGGGCGGAUGCACUAUCGAAGGGUGUCUCAGGAGACCCACGCAGAUUCUCCACAUCGGACAGUAAGUGCCCUGUCUCAUUGCAGCUCCUGAACUCAUAAGGAGAAUUCGUCUGGUGCAGUGGAGCAACCACCUCUGGGGCGGGGCAGCUGGGGAACAGCUGCAUAUAACACUGCACAGGGAUGACUUGUGCGUCGCAGAGAUGCAGCCACCUCUGGGGUGGGGCAGCUGGGGAACAGCUGCAUAUAACACUGCACAGGGAUGGCUUGUGCAGCGCAGAGAUGCAGCCAGCUCUGGAGCAGGGCAGCUGGGGAGGCGCCGCACAGCGGAUGGGGCUGCUGCUGACAGUCUGGUUGCUCCCAGGGGAUGUGGAUUGUCCCAUCCGGAGAUCUCUGCCUGGGGAAGAGGUUCAGCCCAACGAGGAGACAUCGCUAAUUCUCCUGCCCCUGACCACUGAGAAAGCAGGGAGAGACUCGCCACCUCAGCCCUCGGGGGGCCUUGUGGUGACCCGCUGCCCUGAGCGCUGGAGGGACCAGGCUUUGCUCCCUGUGCCCCCGGUGGCUCCGGCCCGGCGGGGAAAGCAGCGUCUGGGCUCCACCGCGUCUGUCUGCAGCCACCAGAGCUGUAAAUCCACCGCCUCGCACAUCCAGGAGGUAGCUGGGGAUGACGGCUGCGCUCACUGUGCCCUGGCCUGCCUGUUCUGCGAGUUCCUGGCGCUCUGCUCCCUGGUGCUGGACGGGCUGGGCUGCGGGGCGCUGUGCCUGGCGGGGGGGUGCUGUGCCGGGGGGGACCCCCCGGGUCAGGGCUGUGGAGGAGGCAGCUGCCCCUGCGGAGGGGGGUGCGGGCUCCUCCAGGACUGCUGCAACUCCGCCGACUGCCUGGAAAUCUGCCUGGAGUGCUGCUCCAUCUGCUUCCCCAGCUGACCCAGGGCUGAGGCUCAGCCACCCCAUCCCAAAGAAUCCCCCCAUUAGGUAAGGGCCCCCGCCCCUCAUGAUCCCACCCUAUUCCUGUCUGGUCCUAAUCCUGGCUCUCUGUGGGCUAAGCCCCACCCCAGACAACCCAGCCAGUGAUGUCAUUGGAUGGACCUAGCCACGCCCCACGAAGGGUGAUGUCACCCAGUGACCCAAGUCACACCUCCACUCAUGAUGUCUUUCAAUCAGACAAGGGCUAUGGGCUGCUCAUAUGACAGGUCCUCAUAACCCAACAAGCCCCACCCAUCUGACUGGUAAGCCACGCCCACAAUGGUGGUGAUGUCACUGAGUUGAACAAGCCACACCCUAUCUACUGUGAUGUCAUCAAAGGGUCUGGCCAGGUGUCUAGGCAGUGACACCUCCAAACAGCCCCAGUAGGGGGCGGGGCCUGCAGGAAGCCCUAUCUCUGUGCAGUGAUGUCAUUGAAUGCUUGGGUGUGGUUGCCAGAGCUCCUCCUCCUCUGCUGUGAUGUCAUCAAAUGGACUCAGAUGUCACAAGGUGGAGCAGUAUUAACCCCGUGAGUGCUGUCCCCAGCUUUGCCGGUGCCCCUCACUCCCGACCUGCAGCCCCUGCUAGCCCAGCCCUGGGCUCCCUUGCCCCACCUCACUUAUGAGCUGGCUAAAGGUGGGUGCUGUGUCUCCCAGGAGGAGGGAUAGUUGGGGCUGGGUUGGGACGGAUUCCCUCGGGAGAGCUAGAGACUUUGCUUGGAGUCCUGGUUCCAUCCUUCUCACGCCCGCAGAGAUGGGAAGAUACCAUGGCCCCUGAAGCUGCCCUCCACCCCCU